UUGACAGCCAGGUAACAGAAGUGUACAGACCUGGUCAGUCACAAGUGGUUGCUAUUUCAGACACAACCCACCGCUAAUCUACUGCUGCUUCAGGGAGAGAACUCUUCGAAUUAAGAGCUCUGUUGAUUUAAGCCUGCAUGACGUAUUCGAGUCAUCUGAGAUGUUUACUAAACAAGAGACCACUGAAACUAGGCCAUCGUUUUUAUUACUCUAGUUUAUGGUCAUUUCAUUGACAGAUUUCAUUCAUUGUUUUUCACCCACGCGCUGAAACACGUCUUUGUCAGCGCCAUUGAACGUAGAAGCCUGGCUCGUGACCAGCUGGCGCCAAGGGCAUGGCCCAUUAUGCGAGAGAUAAGCCGCAGCAGUCAGCUCGAGCCAUGAGCCUAGAAGUGGAUAAAAACAGGUGGGACUUUCUUCAGAAGCUGGUGGCCAUUGAAGAGAGACACGACAAGAAGCAAGAAGAAAGACGAAAGGAACUGGAGAGAGAGAAAGCUUUGGAGGUGAGAGAGAAAACAAAACAGGACGCCGCCACAAAACUCAACGACACGAACGACAGCUUAUCAAGAUGGCUCUACAGUCAGGUUUUAGAUGACAAUCCCGAAGACAAUCAAAUGGAGGACAGCUUAUUCACCACCGAAGUCCUCAAAAGAACAACGGAUCUCUCCAACAUCUCUGACUGUGAAUAUGAAUCCCCUUGCACGCCUCACUCUUUGACCUUGGAAACUAGGUCAUGGGUCUCCCUGCCCAGCCUCUGCUCCACUGCAUCUUGUCAUGAAGAUGAACCCGGCAGCCCGAUACCCAGGAAAAAGCGUCAGCUUCGUCUUCCGCCCAUCCUGCUGCCCAAGAUUUAUACAGUGACCCCGAGGCCCUUGCAGUACAGAGAGUUCUUGACGCCGACCACUGUUCGGGGUCCCAUUACAGACGAGGAGUGGGAAGACCUGAAGUACUGUCGCUACAUCCGGCAAGGGGUGCCCAAAUUUACUGUUCAGCUGUCUUCCUCUAGUCUUUCGUCCAAUAUGAGGCUUUAGACGGAACGUGCCUUUAAUCUGUGGGUGAACAUUUUCUAAGUCUUUGUAAUUAGGCAGACACGAUAAACAAAACUAAUUGUAGAACGAGCUUUAAAUGGAGAAUGCUGCUACAAUGUUAGAUUAUAAACUACCUUAAAAAAAAUAUUAAUGAAUAAGGAAAAAAAGUAGCAGUGCUUAAGUAAGCUAGUAAGACAAAUCUAUCAUCCACUAGGUAUUUGCAACAAAGUUAUAGCCCUGAAUAUGUUAUACUGUCUUAUACUAAAAUCAUUGUUCGGAUGAUGAGGGUUAAAGUUCAGAAAUAGAAAGUGUUGACCCUUAAUUCUUCAGUCACUGAUGAAGCGCUAAAUUGAAAUCGCUAAUACUGGGAUACAAUAGAGAAUUAAUGAAAAAAUAGCCUUAACUCUUUCUCUCCGUAAUUAUUUACCCACAUUCUGAUGGAAUCAACGUUUAUAUCGUCGGUUGGGAGAGAAAGAGUUAAGUCGUUUUGUUGGAUAUCAUUGCAUAAAAACUGUGAUAAUAAUUUAUAGUCAUUUGUUUUAUCUAUAUUUUUAAACAAAUGUUUUGUAGAUUUCAUACAGAGAUCUUUUGUUAUUUGUUUGUAAACUGCUUGCAUUUUAUUGCCAUAAUGUUUUCUCUGAUUGUUCAUAUUUUGAAUAUCUAAUAUAUAUAAAGGAAAAUGCAUGUUCAUAAUUUUCUUAUAUAAUCUCUCUCCAAUCUUUAUCUAUUUUACUAGUGCAGCAUGUCUGAAACAGUAAGGUGCACUUUCGUUCGUUUUUUUUGUUUUUUA
Messenger RNA from Biomphalaria glabrata, 1815 nucleotides. RefSeq lists its product as uncharacterized. The transcript has 3 exons. Lineage: Eukaryota; Metazoa; Mollusca; Gastropoda; Planorbidae. Bases 333 to 1028 code for a protein of 231 amino acids. The record is from RefSeq and is a predicted model, not a curated record.